AUGUCAAUCGGUCAGACCACUACCUUGCUAGCUCCGCGACUGAAUGUUUCACCUUGGCCUAUGAUGACGCUUGAUUCUUCAAGUCAGCAACUUCCCUCGAAGUUGAAUGCAGAGAAGGAACUUGUUAUGAGCCCGAUGUUGCUGUCAUUAGCAUUAGGGUUGAAAUGGGCGGGCUUCAAUCAUUCCAUCCUCGAGGGUGACGGCGUGAAGAGUGAACAGAUUGAAGGUUGCCGCAACGUUUUCUAUCCUCGAGGAACUGUCAGGAUGUCGAAGGGAUACCAAUCACAACUAUGCAGGGUCUUUGAUUCGCCCAUCUUCGGUCCAAGUCACCCUGUUUACGGAAACUUCGGAAGGGCACUGGUAGACCUUGAUGGAGGCGAGUUCAUUGUCGCUAUGAGUGAGAGUCGAUAUCGGCCUAUCGAUGAUCUUCUGGAAUCGGUACCAGCGUCCCGUACUUCCCCAAAGAUCUGA
Molecule: messenger RNA, 471 nt
Organism: Coprinopsis cinerea okayama7#130
Lineage: Eukaryota; Fungi; Basidiomycota; Agaricomycetes; Agaricales; Psathyrellaceae
Exons: 5
Coding region: 1-471 (156 amino acids)
Source: RefSeq, a predicted model, not a curated record